GUUAUUGCUCUUAUACAUACAUCUUAUUUAAUAUCACAUUCACAAAGAAGUGAUAUUAUAAUUAAUAUUAUUAAUACUAAUGAAUUUUGGUUAAAACUUGAAUUGUUUUAUAAGUUGUUAAAACUAUAUGACUAUGUUAUAAAAAUUCUUGAAACAGAAAAGACAACAUUAGGUCAACUUUUAUAUAUUCAAGAAGCUGCAUAUAGUCUUUUUUGCACUUUUUAUCCUGAUCGUAAUCAAGACCAAUUUAUUGAUGAAUGGUUAAAUUAUACAAAUCAAGAGGGCCUAUUUUUUGUAUCAUCUAUUAAAAAUCCAAGUUUUACAAAAUUUUUACUAAGAUACUGGCAUACUAUGCUAAGUGCAACCCCAAAUUUAAGUGAAUUUGCAUGUUGCCUUUUAUUAAUUCUACCUAAUUCUGCAACUUCUGAACAG
This is a messenger RNA of Cetraspora pellucida, 432 nucleotides long. Lineage: Eukaryota; Fungi; Glomeromycota; Glomeromycetes; Diversisporales; Gigasporaceae. The record is from the annotation of a GenBank genome assembly.